CGCAGCUCGUGCUUCUCCCAACCAUCCUCACUGUCUGUGGUGCGUUGUCUUGCGUAAAGCACACACUACUUAUCUGUCCAUCAGCCCAUCUAUGUCCUCGCGCCGACAUGUUCUCCUUGGUUAACAUUGCUGCCUAGCGCCGGCGCAGGCGUGAGCGCGCCACCUUUGCCACCUCUUACGUAAAGCCUACAUUAGGAUCUGCUUCGGUACCGGCCCAUAAGUCCAGCCCCAAGCGCAUUACCGUCGACUCAUCGGAGCGCUAUGCCACCCGUCAUUGCGUUUGCCUGGCCGGCCGCGUCGUAUCAUGCUGCUUGGCAAAAUUUUGCGCUCCGCCCAAUGUUGCUCUUUGGGUGGCCUUUACAAUGCUCCCAGCGCACAUCCAGCCCAUCGUUCUGAUCGGGUGUCACCUGUUGCGUCAUUUCCCGGCCUGCCUCUGCCAACGAUAUCUCUCGCGCUGUGAGUGUUAGCCAUGCAAUGAGUGGAGCCUGUUCAAACCCGCCUAAGGUUGAAUCCCGUUGGGCUUGUCCCCUGCGAUCAAUUUGUACGCCUCAUUCAACCUCGCAACGCAGGGCCACAGGGAGGGUUCCAUUGUGUAGCUUUGUGGGGACCAGUAGCCGGACUUGUGUCGAGGAUCAGAGUUGCCUCCCUUUCUCAGUCAGUGCAGGGCCGUUCUUAAAUUUCUGUCGCGUUGGAGAUGGUGUUCCUCUGCAGAGAAAGCGUCUACAACGUCGGCGGGCUCAAGAGUCCCUGUGCUUGUCAGUCGUCAAUGCAUCCAGUCAUCUCCGCGAUACAGUCUCACAUGUGAGCCUCGCUUUUGUCAAAGCGAGGCAGCGCGCGCGGCCCAUUGCGGUAGCUCUUCGGUUUGCAUUGCUCAGAGGGGCUGAGAGAGAUGUGAAUUUUGCUGUCCGGCCUUGCGUCUCUGGCAGCUCCCUCGUCUCCGACGUGGAGUAGGACGUCAUAGUCGUGCCUUGAUCAAUCGUGUCUUUGGUGGCUCUACGCCAGCCUCGCAGGCUAGGUUGUGUGUGCUAGCGCACAGUGUCCCAAUGAGAGGUUGACUUGCACCAGGUCGUGAUGCCGCUGGAGAGCUCGCCCUGUUGAGAGAAAUGACAGCGCGCAGACAUAUCUUGGCCAUUACUGCUUGUGGCCGCUCGAGAGCUUCACUGAUCUGUGUGCAUUGAAAGGAUAAGUCCAUCAUGGCAACAGGACGUGGGCAUUG
Molecule: messenger RNA, 1216 nt
Organism: Ceraceosorus bombacis
Lineage: Eukaryota; Fungi; Basidiomycota; Exobasidiomycetes; Ceraceosorales; Ceraceosoraceae
Source: the annotation of a GenBank genome assembly